AUCAGGAAACAAUCAUUAUACGACGAGGUAGUUAGUCUCGGAAAAGUCCUGCGAAUCUCCUACGAAGUGUAGUUACGUACAGUAGUUCGAACGAAAGAUGAUUGAUAACGUGAACUAUUAUUAUUGAAUUUUCUUUCUAAACACGCGAAUAUACUUGUUAGUUUACGAUCAACUUGUGCAACAAUUUCUGUUAUACGAAUGAGACCUCUCAACAUUGAUUGUAUAAUAAAGUAGGUAAGUUUAACCGAUUACAAUUUGAUCGAUUUCUCCAUUCUGCGUUCUCCGGCGAACGUUCAACUUCCAAACACAAUACCGGAGUUGUCACAAUAUUACGAUGGCAAGGCGGCGUAUGUAUUCCAUUAGUGAAGAAGGAAACGACGAUAACAGUAAUUCCGAAUUGAGUGAUCUUGUUUUCAAUUUCGAUACGAAGCGAGAAAUACACAAGACGAAUUCCAGCAACAAGACUAACUGCCAACGACGAAUGCUGAGAAAAUGUGGACUCGUCAACGUGCGCAAAUUACGUCUAAACAACAGUCGCAAGAAGUUAUCGAUUCAUUUCCAAGACUUAUUCACAUCUUUGGUGGAAAUGCGAUGGCGAUGGAUCUUCAUACUAUUCACCAUCACGAACGUAUCGAGCUGCUAUCUUUUCGGCGUACUCUGGUGGACAAUAGCUUACUAUCACGGAGACCUAAAAAUGCUCUCGCAGUACACUUCAAUCGCUUACAACGACACGGAUCCUUGCAUUUACGGUAUAGAAGAUCUAGGUACGAGUAUUUUAUUCUCGAUAGAAGUACAAACGACACUCGGAUUCGGCAGCCGAGUUCCAUCUUCUAAAUGCCCCGAAGCGGUGUUUAUAUUGCAAGUGCAAAUUAUCUUCGGUACGCUAUUAGGCUCUAUCUUGUUAGGAUUAAUUUUCACGAAAGUGGCACGACCGAUGGCCAGAAGCAAAGCGAUACUUUUCAGCAAAAAAGCGGUCGUUUGCAUGAGGGAUAACCGUCUAUGCAUUUUAUUCCGAGUAGCGGAUGUAAGAAAAUCGAAAAUACUAGGAGCCAAUGUUCGAGCUUACCUAUUCAACGACUAUACAACGCAGGAAGGUGAGGUGAUACGGCGAUAUCAACGAAAGCUAGAAAUUUCGGUCGACCAAGCGGGCUCGGACGUUAUUUUAUCGUGGCCGUUAACGGUAUGUCACACGAUUACAUCUCAAAGUCCAUUAUUCGAUAUGACUGCUUUGGAUAUGCUACGAUCUGAUUUCGAAAUCAUGAUUUCUUUAUCCGGAGUAAUGGAAACGACCGGUCAAACUUUAGAAGCUAGGACAUCGUACGUGCCAAAUGAAAUCCACUGGGGUCAUCGAUUUGCUCCGAUGAUACGUAAAGUCAACGAAGAAGGACGGACUAAUUAUAUUAUAGAUUAUAAUAAAUUCGAUGUGAUUGUACCGAUCGAUACACCUGUCUGUAGUGCUCGUCAAAUCGCCGAAUAUAGUGAUCCUAAUUCGCCGAUGAAUUUCAUGUUCCAUAUGGACGAUCCACCGUCAUCGAAAGUACCUUCAUCGACGUUUGACAAAGGUAUCGAAAGUUGAGAAAUUGACGAAUAUAGUUACCAGUUGUAUUGUACGAGUAAUUUUUUUGUACGUAGAGAAUAAAUAUCUUCGAGUAAUA
This is a messenger RNA of Planococcus citri (citrus mealybug), 1655 nucleotides long. RefSeq names its product ATP-sensitive inward rectifier potassium channel 8-like. Gene Ontology annotation, biological process: potassium ion import across plasma membrane; regulation of monoatomic ion transmembrane transport. The record is from RefSeq and is a predicted model, not a curated record. Gene Ontology annotation, cellular component: plasma membrane. Gene Ontology annotation, molecular function: inward rectifier potassium channel activity. Bases 335 to 1576 code for a protein of 413 amino acids. Lineage: Eukaryota; Metazoa; Arthropoda; Insecta; Hemiptera; Pseudococcidae. The transcript has 5 exons.